Pieris macdunnoughi is the source of this 1023-nucleotide messenger RNA. The record is from the annotation of a GenBank genome assembly. Lineage: Eukaryota; Metazoa; Arthropoda; Insecta; Lepidoptera; Pieridae.
AUGCCGUGGACAAGCACUAACAGAAUUUAUGCGAAACCUUCCAACUCAAGCGCGGGUGAAGGUGGUCCUCUCGUUGCGUCGAGAGGAGUAUCAGCCACGGCCGCAACUACAGCGGCGGCAGACUCAGGCGGUCGCUUUGAGCUCAGCGAUCACGGUUAUGGAAAGAGCUCCGUAAAAUUGCUGCACGUGCACAGAGAUGGAGAACGACAUGCAAUCAGAGAAUUCGAAGUUUCAACAGAACUGAAGCUAGCAUCGGAAUCAGCGUACAUAGUUGGUGAUAACAAAGAAGUGGUUGCAACGGACUCCCAGAAGAACACAGUCUAUGUGUUAGCGAAGAAACAUGGGAUUAAAACUCCAGAGGAGUUCGGUGCAGUUGUAGUGAAUCAUUUCCUUUACACAUAUAAGCAAGUAGCGGAAGCUAAGUGUCAUGUGAUCGAAUACCCAUGGGAGAGGUUGCAAGCCGGCGCACCGCACAACCAUGCUUUUGUCUUCUCUCCGGCCGCCACCAGGUGGUGUGAAGUUUCUCAAGCCAGACAUGAGGCCGUUGUAGUAAAAGCCGGUUUGAGCGGCUUAAGAGUGCUGAAGACUACUCAGUCGGCGUUCGUAGAUUUUGUUCAAGAUGAAUACACCACGCUAUCUGAUGCUGCAGAAAGGAUUUUCAGUACUGUCGUAGAAGCAGAAUGGACAUAUGAUAAUAUGAGAAAAGCUGAUUUUGACAAUGCCUGGCUAACUGUCAAAGACGCGAUUCUUGAUAAAUUCGCCGGACCUCCUGAUACAGGAGUUUAUUCACCAUCAGUACAACACACAUUAUAUCAAGCCGAAAAAACUGUUUUAGAAAAAGUGUCUGAGAUAUCUUGGAUCCGUAUGACCAUGCCGAAUAAGCAUUACCUCAACAUUGAUGUAUCGAAAUUCCCUGCAAAUGUCACUAAAGGGGAUCCGCGGCACUACAUAUACCAGCCCAUAGAUAAACCAGCUGGACUCAUCUACGCGCAGCUACGUCGUAGACCUAAAAGCCGCUUGUGA